Messenger RNA from Trichobilharzia regenti, 1662 nucleotides. NCBI's taxonomy places the organism in Eukaryota, Metazoa, Platyhelminthes, Trematoda, Strigeidida, Schistosomatidae. The record is from the annotation of a GenBank genome assembly.
UGACAAUUUCUAUCUCUGUAUUGUUUAAAUACUUACUGUUGAUUGUUGAUAUGUUUCUUAUAUGAAUGACAUAACAAUUCCGCUAAAUACAAAUUCCUGAAUUCUGCCCUCUCUGUGUUUUGGUUGGAUUCGUGUAAUUCGGUCAUCUCGAAAUACUAAAACUACGAUUACAAUAAAUUACUACAAAUUGGCGUGGCGAUGGAACUAAAUAACCUGGGAAAAUUUCCUAUUAAUGGGUCUCCGCGGGAGAUUGCUGAUUAUUUGGAAUGUUUCGAUGCGUGGUGCAUUUCAAAGAAUGUUCGGGAUGACAAAAUACCAGCACAUUUCAUCACUGCUAUUGGGCUAGAUGCGUAUAGCCUAGUAAAGACUCUGUCAUUUCCAGAUAAACCUAUUUCUCUGUCAUAUGUCAAGACUCGUGAACUUCUGACAAAUCACUUUCAUGUAACUACAUUUGAGACCAGAGAGAGGGCUCAGUUCAACAAACUGGUUCGUGCUCCCAACCAGAGAAUUAGAGAUUUUAUUCUGCAACUCCAAAUACAAUCUUCAAAGUGUAACUUUGGAGAUCAGCUGCAUGCUCAACUACGUGAUCGUCUAAUUGCUGGAAUCAAUAUUCCCAAGUUAGAGAAAGAGUUAAUUCAGAUUCCUUCUUGUACCUUUCAAACUGCUAGAGAUUUAUGUAUUACAUAUGAAGAUGUCAAUAGUGAAAACUCUGCUCCCACUACGUCAGUGUCUGAUGUUAUGCUUUCUAAAGUCGAAAAUACAAGUGGUAAUGGAAAGCAAUCCAAACUGCCGUCCACAGGUAAUAGAAUGCAGCCAGAGAUCAAAAACAUUAAGCCGUGUUUAUCCUGUGGAAAGUUACAUCUACGAAGCACUUGCCGUUUUCGGGGUGCUAAGUGUCACAAGUGUGGUAAAGUUGGACAUAUCAAGACUGUUUGCAGAAUUUCGAAUACUUAUGUUACUCAGAAUUCUUAUAAUUCUGCCAAUCUGUCUAGUAAAAUGGAGUCAAUGUGUCUUUCAACUUUUCAAAAUACUCAAGCUAAUCCAAUGAAAACCUCCACUACAAGUUCAGCAACUCAAGCGUCAACUGUUUUCAAAAAUGAGGUAGCUGAGUUACAAUGCGAACUGUCGAAAACACGAAAAAACUGAAUGAGAUGAGAGAGCAACUGAUUAAAAUGGAGGAAUUGCUGCAUAUGCAUAGACUGAGUUUGUUGAAUGCAGAGCAUACAAGUACCCGUGAAAGUCCUGCAAAACUUUUCAAAUCUCGAAUUCUCAAAAAGCAUCUGAUGUCCACGACUUCUAAUGUACAUUACUACAAAGGGAAUGACUAUAGACCUUCUGUUGGAAUUAUACUACAAAAAAUGGGAAAUCGAGUGGUGAAGAUAUUAGACAUCAAAGAUCACUCAGUUCAUAACAGACACCUGGACAAAGUGACAAUAAAUGAAGUAGGUCGUUCCAAUUAUUAUUUUAAUGAUUCCGCUAAUAAUCCUGAUUUUUUAGAUAAUUCAGAAAUAGGUCCAGAUAAUACUGAUGAAAAUAAUAUCACAGAAUCAGUUAGGUCGCAGCUACUUUCAAGCAAACCGAGACAUCGUUAUAAAUACGCAAGGAGAUAUUCGACGUGUGGCGGAUGUGGUGAUUGACAAUUUCUAUCUCUGUAUUGUUUAA